AUGAAUUGCGUUGCGAUUUUAUUGGUUUCAUGUCUCCUUUUCUCCCUUCUCUCAGCCAACCUUGCCGAAGGGUUAGAAUGGUGCCCAUCAAAGGACGUGUUCAAAGGCCCUUGCACAGUCAGAGGAAGUCCAAGCUACACAUGUUUUCUAGAUCUUUUGGGAUCGAAGAGUGCAAGUGCUAUGCCUAAGAAUUGCAAAUGCACUCCUCUUCCUCACAACCAUCGUCAAUGCGACUGUUUUGUCGUUUGCAACAAUUAA
Messenger RNA from Camelina sativa (false flax), 258 nucleotides. Its product is annotated as putative defensin-like protein 244. Gene Ontology annotation, biological process: signal transduction. The record is from RefSeq and is a predicted model, not a curated record. NCBI's taxonomy places the organism in Eukaryota, Viridiplantae, Streptophyta, Magnoliopsida, Brassicales, Brassicaceae.